AUGGGUAUGUGUAAGACCUCACUAGCCCUUGUUUGCCUCCUAGGCUUGGUAAUGUUUCAUUCCUCUCAAGCCCAAAACUCACCCGAAGACUAUCUCAAUGCCCACAAUGCAGCUCGUUCACAGGUGGGUGUUGGUCCUCUGACAUGGGACAACAACGUAGCCUCCUAUGCAGAAAACUAUGCAAAUCAAAGGAUCAAUGACUGCAACCUCAUCCACUCGCAAGGCCAAUACGGCGAAAACCUGGCCACCGGAACUGGCACCUUAUCAGGAACCGAUGCCGUGAACCUGUGGGUCAGUGAGAGUGUUAAUUAUGACUACAAUUCCAAUUCUUGUACUGGUGAGCAGUGCGGGCACUACACUCAGGUGGUUUGGCGUGACUCGACUCGUCUCGGUUGUGCUAGGGUUCAAUGCAACAAUGGCGGGUGGUUUGUGACUUGCAACUACGAUCCACCAGGCAAUGUCAUCGGGCAGCGUCCUUACUAG
This is a messenger RNA of Ilex paraguariensis (yerba mate), 483 nucleotides long. Lineage: Eukaryota; Viridiplantae; Streptophyta; Magnoliopsida; Aquifoliales; Aquifoliaceae. The record is from the annotation of a GenBank genome assembly.